Aspergillus bombycis is the source of this 609-nucleotide messenger RNA. Its product is annotated as bifunctional phosphatidyl-N-methylethanolamine N-methyltransferase/phosphatidyl-N-dimethylethanolamine N-methyltransferase. The coding region runs from base 1 to 609 and encodes 202 amino acids. Lineage: Eukaryota; Fungi; Ascomycota; Eurotiomycetes; Eurotiales; Aspergillaceae. The transcript is spliced from 5 exons. Gene Ontology annotation, biological process: phosphatidylcholine biosynthetic process. Gene Ontology annotation, molecular function: S-adenosylmethionine-dependent methyltransferase activity. The record is from RefSeq and is a predicted model, not a curated record.
AUGACUACUCUUUCAAAUUUCCUUGAUCUAUCUCAAUCGUCCUUCAACUGGGCUGCACUCUCCAUCGCUUUCAACCCAAUCUUCUGGAACAUUGUUGCCCGUGCCGAAUAUCGGAGACACUACCUGACUCGUAUAUUCGGUAAUCCAUAUUACGGCUGUUACUUCCUCGCAAUCGCCAUCUUUACCCUGGGAAUCGUGCGCGACCAUGUGUAUCAGUUGGCCCUGGAAGACCAGCCCUAUUAUGCCCCUGUGCACCAACCAAUUCUGGGCGGCGUCUUGUUCGCUGUGGGAUCCGUUCUUGUUCUUUCCAGCAUGUAUGCCCUAGGCGUCACCGGAACCUACCUCGGAGAUUAUUUUGGUAUUCUCAUGGAUACCCCCGUCACUGGCUUCCCUUUCAAUGUCACUGGCUCCCCUAUGUAUUGGGGAAGCACUCUGAAUUUCCUGGGUGUCGCACUUUACAAGGGCAAAGUUGCCGGAAUCCUCCUGGCCGCCGAGGUGUUCAUUCUGUACUGGUUUGCUCUUCAAUGGGAGGAUCCUUUCACUGCUGAGAUCUAUGCCAAGCGCGAGCGCGAACGUGCAAAGGCCAAGCAAGGCGGCAAGAGCCAGUAA